Molecule: messenger RNA, 2409 nt
Organism: Girardinichthys multiradiatus
Lineage: Eukaryota; Metazoa; Chordata; Actinopteri; Cyprinodontiformes; Goodeidae
Gene: rab11a
Product: RAB11a, member RAS oncogene family
Exons: 5
Coding region: 140-787 (215 amino acids)
Biological process (GO): neurotransmitter receptor transport, endosome to postsynaptic membrane; exocytosis; melanosome transport
Cellular component (GO): axon; transport vesicle; postsynaptic recycling endosome
Molecular function (GO): GTPase activity; GTP binding
Source: RefSeq, a predicted model, not a curated record
UGUUUGGCUUUUAGCGAAGAAGAAGAAGAAGGCAGGGAGGUCCAGAUUCCAAACAGAUUCCCGUUGGAGAAUCGGAAAUAUUCCAGAUUUUUAGUUUUUAAUCAAUCAAAUCUUGGAAUAACCGUUUCUUGUUAACGCGAUGGGCACCAGAGACGACGAAUACGACUAUCUGUUCAAAGUGGUCCUCAUCGGAGACUCCGGUGUAGGGAAGAGUAAUCUACUGUCACGCUUUACCCGGAACGAGUUCAACCUGGAGAGUAAGAGCACCAUCGGGGUGGAGUUCGCCACACGCAGCAUCCAGGUGGAUGGCAAGACGGUGAAGGCCCAGAUCUGGGACACUGCUGGCCAGGAGCGCUACCGUGCCAUCACGUCAGCAUAUUAUCGUGGAGCCGUCGGAGCUCUGCUGGUCUACGACAUCGCCAAACACCUAACCUACGAGAACGUGGAGCGCUGGCUGAAGGAGCUGAGGGACCAUGCCGACAGCAACAUUGUCAUCAUGCUGGUGGGAAACAAAAGCGACCUGCGCCACCUGCGGGCCGUUCCCACUGAUGAGGCCCGGGCGUUCGCCGAGAAGAACGGUUUAUCUUUCUUGGAGACGUCGGCUCUUGACUCCACCAACGUUGAGACGGCCUUCCAGACCAUCCUGACAGAGAUUUAUCGGAUCGUCUCCCAGAAGCAGAUGUCGGAGCGCCAGGAAAGCGACAUGUCGCCCAGCAACAACGUGGUUAACAUCCAGGUGCAGCCCACUGAGAACAAACCAAAGAUGCAGUGCUGUCAGAACAUCUAGCCCAGCCGUGGAUCUGCUGCUACUCCCCACCCUCCUCCUCCCCCAUCCCCUCUUUUGACCCCCCUCUUCCACCCCUCCCGAACAGACUGCCUCGGCGUAGGAAGAUCGAGCCGCAGAUUCAAUCCUGCGACCUGAACUCUUCCUGCCUCCCCCAUCCUGCCUCCCCUCCUCUCCCUCAGUAAAUAUGAGACAAAAUGUGGGGUCCCCCCUUCCCAAGCAGAGCCCGUCUUUAGGCUCCUGCAGGACAGCAGACAUUUCAUAUCACGUUAGAUUUCAUUACUGUAGAUGCGCUGACAUGCCACUGAAAUGUCUUAAAUAUGAAUGUGAUUCUUUUUCUUCCUGCUCUGUGCUCCUGAUGAUUUCUUUUUCUUUUAAUGACCCGUCUCCUUCCUUCUCAUAUACAUUAUCAUUGUAAAGCACAUCUAUCUGAGCUUUUCUUCUCAUUUUAGCUCCUCCCCCUCCUCUUUAGUGCAAUGUACUGUUUGGAAGCUGCAGAAACGUCUCACCGUUCGAUCUGAUAUGUAUGCGAACCGGUUCUGUUGUUGUGAGCGGGUCGGUUUCUAGGUGAUGCUGAGAAGACACGUCGGGCUUUCCUGCACCAACUUUCAGUAAAACACACAUUAAUUCGUCACAUUUCUGACUAUGCAGAAACUAUCACGUGGCUGUUGGGAUUCCCUGUUUGAGCACUUCUAAAGCAAAUUGAAGGAUUGAAACGCUAAUAUUCCUGUAUGACAUUCCUAUGAUACUCUGUAAUAUUAGACUGAAACGCGCAGCUAAUUCUGCAUUGCAUGAAACCACAGAUCUGUUGUAGGACCACUGAGGAGGAGAGAGAUGCCUCACAGGGUUGGACUUCAUGAGCACGCCUCAUCUGAACCUUGCACUGGAUAUUAACCUAACCUGCUUUCCUAGUUUAGUUUGAUUGUUUUCUGCACUUAAAGAAUUAGAACCACAACAUGAAGCUGAGGAACGUUCCUCAUCUGGAAAACAAAAAGCAAUCUGAGGUGGGUUGAUGGAGCUACAUUGUCCCGGCGCCUCUGUUGGCUCCACCUCUCAUUUACCCGCCAAUAGCUCCUUGCGUCCCCGUCACAUAAAGCCUACGUACACCGAGCUGCCUCUGACUGACACGAUGCAUGGCUUUCUGUCGUACCGCCUUACAUAGCCAACAUUCUCAUUACUCCUGCUGGAAGCAUGACGGUUUUAGUGGGCAGCGUGAGGCGCUGAUGGAGUCCGGUCCGGUUUGUUACAAGCUCAAAUCCUUAAAUGUGUGUGUUGCUUGUAGUUUGAACUCGGAGUGUGUGUGUGUUUAGUGGUAGAGGGCAGCUCUGGAAUGUGUGAGCCUCUCUGGAUGAACGGAUUCCUUAUCUCAGAGUUCUGAUCCUGAUCGUGUACCACCAUGGUUCUGUGUUUUUGUUUUUUAAACCUGUGUUAUUUCUUUUUUUUACUAUAUUGAAUUCUGUAACUGUCAUUACAGUGAAAACACAAGAAUGAAGUGAUGUCAUUUCAACGAACUCGGAGGGUAAAAUGAAUGGUUUUAUGUUUUGUACAGACCAAUGAAUUGUACAAUUGUGUCUAUAUCUUAAGUUAUCGGUUUAUCUUAAUAAAGCGCACCAGUCAUAAACCUU